GGUAAACCCUUUUUAGUUUCAUUCAACAAAGCAAACUAGAUCUUUGACAUUUCUACUUGAAACGUAAGACUCAAUCAAAAAUUUUGAACUCAUAAUUCAUUGACCGAUUUGCACACAUGUCUUGUCGAUGGUUUGGUUACCCAAAAAAUGAACCAUUGCUCUUUCGGAAUUAAGAACAUGGCCACAGAAAUUUUGUUUGUUCUUCUGGUUAUGCAAUCAUUCACUAAAACUGCCUCCCAACUACAUAGAACUUCCACGAUUCAAUUAGGCUCUUCUCUUUCACCAAACAACAACUCCUACUGGGUUUCAAACUCUGGCCAGUUUGCUUUCGGAUUCUACAGGCAAGGAAAUGGUUUCUAUAUUGGAAUCUGGUUCGAGAGAAUCGACCAGAAAACUGUUGUUUGGACAGCAAACAGAGACACUCCACCCCUUCCCCAUGACUCUGUUUUGCUUCUUAGCCAUGAUGGAAAACUCAUUUUGAAAGAUGAAAAAGGUUCACACACACCCAUUUCUAAUUCCUCUGUUCCUGCUUCCUCUGCUUCCAUGCUCGACACUGGAAACUUCGUCCUCUACGAUAAGAAUUCGACGAUAGUAUGGCAGAGUUUCGAUGUUCCAACAGAUACCCUUUUGUACAAGCAACCUCUGUUUCCUACGAAAGAGCUCGUCUCCGGCGAGUCGGAGACGAAUCCUGCAAGUGGAAGAUUUCGACUGAGGAUGCAGAGGGAUGGGAAUCUUGUUCAAUACCCUGUAGACACUCCAACUCAACCCCAGUAUGCUUAUUGGGCAUCUGGAACAUUCACCUUUGGAGACAAUGUGACUCUGAAUCUCGAUCGAAAUGGGCAAAUUUACCUUGUUAAUUCGACCGGUUAUAGGACCAAUGUUAGUGGAACUUUUGCUGACAAUCUUGUAUACCGUUUGACAGUUGAUGUAGAUGGUAUACUAAGAUUGUACUCUCAUGGUUUAGUUCAGAACCAGAACUGGUCCGUCGAGUGGUCUUCGACCAGUGACAAGUGUGUUCCUCUGGGCUCGUGCGGCUUAAAUGCAUAUUGUAUUUCCACAUAUGAGGGCCCUUCUUGUCAAUGUCUUCCCGGUUUCGAUUUCGUCGAUGGAAAUCGGAAGAAUUUAGGCUGCAAGAGGAACUUCAGCAUAGAUUGUGUAGCAGAGGACGAAGAACAUGCAUAUUCCAUUACAGAGUUGAAUGAGAUGAGGUUAGAAGAUGAUCCUUAUUCAACUUUCUUUGCCAUUAACAAAUCUGUAUGCGUGGAGAAUUGUCUGAGAGACUGUAACUGCGAAGCUGCGUCGUUUAAGAACCUAAGAUGCAGUAAGCAAAAGCUUCCUUUGAGAUUCGCAAGACCUCGGAAACGCAAAGGACCUCCAUGGACAACCUUUAUCAAGAUAGGAAAUGGGAGUUCAGCUGGCAUUUUCUUUUUCAGAUUGCGUGUUUGGGAAUACAGGAAAGUUUCGCAUCAAGGAAGUGAAUUAGGAUUGGUUGAAGAUUUCAGUCUCCGACCAUAUUCAUUUCAUGAAUUGGAAAAUGCCACGAAUGGAUUCAGCGACCAAGUUGGCGAAGGAGCAUACGGGACGGUUUUCAAAGGUGUUUUAGCAUCUAACCUCGGCGGUGAUAUGAAAACCGUCGCCGUUAAAAGGCUCGAGAGAGUCGUGGCGGAUGGAGAAAGAGAAUUCAGAAACGAAAUGAAAAUAAUCGGAAAAACCCAUCACAAGAAUCUUGUCAAAUUGCUUGGUUAUUGCCAUGAAGGAGCUCACAGACUGCUAGUUUACGAGUUCAUGAUCAAUGGUUCACUUGCGGAUUUCCUUUUUGAAUCAGAAAAAAGACCAAAUUGGGAAGAAAGAAUCCAAAUUUCCAUAAACAUAGCCAGAGGAAUACUCUACUUGCACGAAGAAUGUGAAACACAGAUAAUCCAUUGCGAUAUCAAACCGGAAAACAUCCUCAUGGACGAUCAGAAACAAGCAAAGAUUGCGGAUUUCGGAUUGUCCAAGUUAUUGAUGCCGAACCAAACUAGAACAUACACUGGUUUUAGAGGAACAAGAGGGUAUGUAGCUCCUGAAUGGCAUAAGAACAUGGCGAUAACAGUGAAAGCGGAUGUCUACAGUUUUGGAAUCGUAUUGCUGGAGAUCAUUUGCUGUAGGAGGAGUGUGGAUCUGGGAGUUCCUGAAGCUGAAGAAAUCCUCACGAAUUGGGUUUGGGAUUGCUUUGCAAUUGGUGAAGUUGAUAAGCUUGUGAAACAUGGUGAAGAUGAAGAGUGUGUUGAGAAAGAGAGAUUGGAGAAGAUGAUAAAGGUGGGGCUUUGGUGUAUACAAGAAGAUCCUUCACUUAGACCUUCAAUGAAGAAUGUGGUUUUGAUGUUGGAAGGGACUGUUGAAAUUCCAGACCCUCCUAGUUCUGCGUCUUUUCUUAGUGCUGUUUGAUCAAAAAUUUUGAUUCAAACUUGAAAAACAUUCAGAAAUUAAUGAGCAAGAGAUUUUGUACAAUGUCUUUCAUUUUCAAUUUAAUUAGCUUUUUAAAUAUAUUA
Messenger RNA from Ziziphus jujuba (common jujube), 2531 nucleotides. RefSeq names its product G-type lectin S-receptor-like serine/threonine-protein kinase LECRK1. Gene Ontology annotation, molecular function: protein serine/threonine kinase activity; ATP binding. Gene Ontology annotation, biological process: protein phosphorylation; recognition of pollen. The record is from RefSeq and is a predicted model, not a curated record. The coding region runs from base 148 to 2427 and encodes 759 amino acids. The transcript has 2 exons. NCBI's taxonomy places the organism in Eukaryota, Viridiplantae, Streptophyta, Magnoliopsida, Rosales, Rhamnaceae.